Molecule: messenger RNA, 3866 nt
Organism: Gadus chalcogrammus (walleye pollock)
Lineage: Eukaryota; Metazoa; Chordata; Actinopteri; Gadiformes; Gadidae
Gene: calcoco2
Product: calcium binding and coiled-coil domain 2
Exons: 16
Coding region: 39-2057 (672 amino acids)
Source: RefSeq, a predicted model, not a curated record
GCGCUUCACACCUCCAGUUCAGCCUACUUGUAUGUUUUAUGAGUGUAUCUCGUAGUCUGUUGGGGAUAAAAAAAAAGACAUGGUUCAGUAGCUUCGUCACCAAGUUCCGCUAUCGUACGAGUGGCUACUUUUUAGAAGGUGCAGCAAUGACAUCGACCUUCUCCCAGGUUGUUUUCAACGACAUCCCUAAAACGUACUACAGGUCGACCCAAGUCACCUGCCACUACACUCUGGCCGUCGGGUUUCUACCCACCACGAGGGAUUGGGUAGGAAUAUACAAGGUAGGAUGGAGCACAACCAAAGAUUAUUUGAGCUUCGUUUGGGUGGAUCCACCGGUUGAGCUCGUUGAGCAGGAACCAAUGAGAAAACAGUCUCUGUUUUCAGAAUACUACCUUCCCAAGGAGGAGUCAGAGUUCUACCAGUUUUGCUACGUGGACAGCCUUGGCUACGUGAAAGGGGCCAGCACGCCCUUCAGCUUCCAGAACCCAGUAGAGAACAUGGAUUGCAGCAUGGAGACUGACCUCAUGGUGGUUACAACACAGGACGAGAUCGAUCGAAGUGAACGAGAGAAAGAGGAGUUGAGGCAGACGCUAGAGCAGCUGAGAAGGGGAACCCGCGGCGUGCAGACGGCCCUGGAGGAGCGGCAGAGGGAGGUGGACCGCCUGAAGGAGAAUAACAAAGAGAGAGACCAGAGGGAAUCUGACCUUGUGGAGGAACUGAACCAAGCCAGGGUCUUUCUGAUAGAGAAGGAGAAGGAAGCAGAGCGCCUCAGGGAGGAGAUAUCAAUCCAAAGCAAAAAGCACCUGGAUCCCGAUCAGGACAACUUCACCGAGAAGCAGAAACCGGAGAUAAGUAAACCAGGGAUAAACACAGCCUGUGAGGCUGAGCUCAGGGAGAAGUAUGACCGGGCUGUGGUGCAGAUCCGUCAGCUAAAGGUGGAGCUCGAGAAGCAGAGACAACGUAUCACCACGAGUGAAGAGAUGGCAGACCUGAUACCUAAGGUCAAAGGAGAGGAAAAGGAGGAGUUGAUCAGACUUAAAGAUACGAACCAGCUCCUUGAGGUGGACCUAAAAUGCAGUGAGAGUGAGAAAGAGAGGCUCUCUGUGGAGCUGAACCAGGUGAAGCUCCUCAUCCAUGACAUGGAGAAGCUGAGGAGCGAGAACCAGGAGCUGCGUAAGAGCCUCUCCCAGCAAGAGGUUCGUCACAACCGCCCAGACCAGGACUACAAGGCACAAUGCAACACCAUGAUGGGCCAGCUAGAAAAUGCUCGGACACAGCUGACCAAUGAGAGGAAGGAGUGCAAUGACAAGAGAAGGCUUGUGGAGGAGGCCGAGAGAGAGUUGCUGAAUGCAAAGAGUCAGAUGCACAUCACAGAGAUGGAAAAUUAUCGGAUCAAAGAAAACGGCAGCAAACUGAAGCUCCGCCUUGAAGAGUCUCAGGCGAACAUCGCUGAAAAAGUUGCAGAGAUUGCAGAGAUGAGUGGCAUUAUCGAGCUGCGGGAGAACCGGCUGAAGAUCCACAACCAAGAGAGAGAAAAGCUUGUUCGGGAGCACCAGUCAGGUCUGGCAGAGUCACUUCGGAUCAUAGCCGAAAGAGAGUCACAGAUCGCAGAGAUCCAUGGAACCAUCGAGCUGAGAGAGAACCGGCUGAAGAUCCAGAACCAAGAGAAGGAGCAGCUUGUUCGAGACAACCAGCGUCUGAGGAAAACCAUUGAAGACCUCCGCAGGGAACAGGCUGCGGGGGGUUCAGGCUCCUCUCGGCCCGAGAGGCCGGCCCACAGCCCACCGCCCCGCGGCACGGGCAGCCCUGCUCAUGGGCUACAGCAGAACGAACCGGGAUCUCAGUUUGAGGAGCCACACAACACAACUGGAAGGGGCCCGAACACACAGGAAACGAGAAAGGUGUGUCGUAGCUGCCACAUGAGCUUCCCUGGCAUCACACUGGAGGAGCUAGAGCAGCAUGAGCAGAGCCACAGGGUGUGUCCGUUCUGCACGCUCAUCUGCGAUGACAUGGGACAGGCUGAGUUCGAAGAUCACGUCUACAGCCACGAGAUAUAAUCCAAAUAGAAUCCACCAAAAUGUGUCUUAUCUGCCUUACUUUGCACAGGAAAAUCCAUUGCAUUUCGAUUAGGAAAUGGCUUUAUUUUUCUUAUUAAGCUGGAAUUAAUUUAACUAACUUCUUAGAUGAAGUCAACUGUAAAACCUUAUGCACUUAAUAACAAUAUUAUACUGUUGCUUAGGAGAAAAACGAAUUAAACAAUGUGUGUGAUUGCCCAAUCACGGUGAUAUAUUGUAACGUCUAGUUUAGAAGAAUAAACUAAAUAAACUAAAAAAUCUUGCACGCGGGAUCCACAGGAUUCCUUUAAGAUGUUACCUUGUAUGUUUCAGUUAUGUUGCAGUUCCAACAGGUAUGACCAUGGUUAAUAAUAUUGAAUGCACACCAUAUACUUAAUUAAAAUAAACCCAUUCCUCUUUAAUAGUGACCAGCAAGAAAUUUUCUCAGGUUAUACAAUUAGGAAAUAAGGGCCCCAAAUGCAGUAUGCCCAGAGAAAGGCUUCCCUCUGCGCAUUGAAUUGAGCAACAAUUGCAACCCCAACAAACAACGGCUAGUCCGCCAAAUGUCAGCAAGCCUCUCCAAGAUUAACCAAUACCAACGGCCCAUAUAUAAAAUAUUUAUUAAAAAUAAAUCCUCAAGGUGUCAUUUGAUUGGCUUCGUCGGGUGUGACAUCACGGGAGCUAAUCUCAGAGAACAGGGCUGGAAGCCAGUACUGGGGUUCCCCAGCGGCCUGUGAGUCCAGCCAAGCGAGUCCCUCCUUCAGCAGGUGGUCCUGGGAACGAGGGGAGAGAUUUAAUUUCCUCAACACUCCAGUGAAACCUGGUAACCAACGCCCGCAGUGGCUGAACUUCCCCUCGCUCCGAGACACUUACCAGGACGUGGCAAGAGCGCUCCCUCUCCCAUUUCAGGUGCUCCUUGAUCUCGCUCACGGUCACGUAGCCUUUCUUCUGCAGGCGGGGGAGCAAGCAAAGCCAGAAUGUAAUUUGACACCAUAGCAUACCUACAGGUUUUUCAACAUGAUAUAUCCAAGUUUCAUAGCCUACUUAUAGUAGAAGCACGUUUAUAACUCAAGUUAAUACAGAAUUUAAAAACGGCUUGCUACUAACUCAAGAUUGGACCAUUGGGUAAAUAAUGACAUAAAUACAUCUAAUAUGAGGUGGAACAAUAACUUUCGCUGAGUAUUGAUGUACUGACGCUCUCGGUAGCCACACAUACACAAGACCCAAUGGCACCACUGUGAGGUGUCAUUCAAGGUGAAGACCAGUACGUGUACCACGCAUCACCCGGUCCGUACCUCGGCCAGCUGCAGAACCACCGUGUGAUCCAUGUUGAGCUCCGCAGGAACCGACUGCACCAGGUACGAACCUCCCACCGGGAUCAUGCCGAAACCGUUGCCCAUGGCUUUCAGCUUCUUUAUGGCCCGCACCAGAUCAUCCCUGGGAACAACAUUUUAACUGGGUUUAAUAUCCAUAUCACAUUAAGGGGAUUGAUGAAUCAUGAAGGAGGAGGGGGAUGGAAAAUUAGAUACUGAUAAGAUAGACAGACAAAAUAAGACUUACUGGCUCACAUCCUGGGCGUAUUUACCCCGUCCUUUCAACACUCUCUGGUGGAGCUCAUCCAACGUAAUGAGCCCUAAAAAGAUAUUACAAAGUACGUUAUCUAUGAUAUUCUCCUUUCAGAUAUACUACUGAAAUGAAGAAGCGGCUGAGCCACCCGUACCCCCGUUUCUGUGCUUUAGAGCGAGACACACUUCAAUGAUCUGUACUCCCAGCUCAUAAUAGAAGUCGCCCACACCAAGCAUCUCGGACCAG